Petromyzon marinus (sea lamprey) is the source of this 5146-nucleotide messenger RNA. The record is from RefSeq and is a predicted model, not a curated record. Lineage: Eukaryota; Metazoa; Chordata; Hyperoartia; Petromyzontiformes; Petromyzontidae.
ACUUGCCCAUACAGUCUGGUGAAGGCUACCUGGGGGGGCUUUGUCUGUGUGGUCUGCAGGUGAUGCGAGUCGGCAAGCACGUGAAGGGAUAUCACAUCCUGGCCAACCUGGGCUUCAGGGACGUGCCUCUGGAGCGUUUUGCCCACGGCGGCGCCAACUUCUCGGGCUUCCAGACGCUGGACGAGGAGGGGGCAGUGGGCAGCGCGUUCCUGGAGCGCUGGGGCAAGCUGGACCCUCGCGAGUACCCUGGGCUGACGGGCCUUCACUCAAGCACUCAAGGUGAGUCACAAACAACUUACAACCACUACAACAACCACUACCACCACCAGGGCAAGCUGGACCCUCGCGAGUACCCUGGGGCUGACGGGCCUUCCACUCAAGGUGAGUCACAACAACAUACUACAAACUACUACUACAACUACAACAACCACCACCAGGGCAAGCUGGACCCUCGCGAGUACCCCGGGGCUGACGGUCCAUCACUCAAGGUGAGUCACAACAACUACAACCACUACAACAACCUACCUACCACCAACCAGGGCAAGCUGGACCCUCGCGAGUACCUGGGGGCUGACGGGCCUUCACUCAAGGGCAAGCUGGACCCUCGCGAGUACCCCGGGGCUGACAGGCCUUCACUCAAGGUGGGUCACAACAACCACAACAACAACUACAACUACCACCACUACCAGGGCAAGCUGGACCCUCGGGAGUACCCCGGGGCUGACGGGCCUUCACUCAAGGUGGGUCACAACAACCACAACAACAACUACAACUACCACCACUACCAGGGCAAGCUGGACCCUCGGGAGUACCCCGGGGCUGACGGGCCUUCACUCAAGGUGAGUCACAACCACCACAACUACUACCACCACCACCAGGGCAAGCUGGACCCUCGCGAGUACCCCGGGGCUGACGGGCCUUCACUCAAGGGCAAGCUGGACCCUCGCGAGUACCCCGGGGCUGACGGGCCUUCACUCAAGGUGGGUCACAACAACUACAACAACAACUACAACAACCACCACCAGGGCAAGCUGGACCCUCGCGAGUACCCCGGGGCUGACGGGCCUUCACUCAAGGGCAAGCUGGACCCUCGCGAGUACCCCGGGGCUGACGGGCCUUCACUCAAGGUGAGUCACAACCACCACAACAACAACUACAACAACCACCACCAGGGCAAGCUGGACCCUCGCGAGUACCCCGGGGCUGACGGGCCUUCACUCAAGGUGGGUCACAACAACAACAACUACAACCACCACUACCACCACCAGAGCAAGCUGGACCCUCGCGAGUACCCUGGGGCUGACGGGCCUUCAUUGAAGGGCAAGCUGGACCCUCGCGAGUACCCCGGGGCUGACGGGCCUUCACUCAAGGUGGGUCACAACAACAACAACAACAACUACAACAACCACCACCAGGGCAAGCUGGACCCUCGGGAGUACCCUGGGGCUGACGGGCCUUCACUCAAGGGCAAGCUGGACCCUCGCGAGUACCCCGGGUCAGACGGCCCUUCACUCAAGGUGGGUCACAACAACAACCACAACUACAACAACCACCACCAGGGCAAGCUGGACCCUCGCGAGUACCCCGGGGCUGACGGGCCUUCACUCAAGGGCAAGCUGGACCCUCGCGAGUACCCCGGGGCUGACGGCCCUUCACUCAAGGUGAGUCACAACAACCACAACAACAACUACAACAACCACCACCAGAGCAAGCUGGACCCUCGCGAGUACCCCGGGGCUGACGGGCCUUCAUUGAAGUAUAACUACUACAACUACAACAACAACAACUACAACAACAACAACCACUACCACCACUACCACCACCAGGGCACGCUGGACCCUCGCGAGUACCCCGGGGCUGACGGGCCUUCACUGAAGGUGGGUCACAACAACUACAACAACUACAACCACAACUACAACCACUACAACUACAACAACUACAACAACUACAACAACAACCACAACAACUACAACAAUUACAACAACAACUACAACCACCACUACCACCACCAGAGCAAGCUGGACCCUCGCGAGUACCCCGGGGCUGACGGGCCUUCAUUGAAGUUCACGUCUGCCCUGACCUACGACGCGGUGCUGGUGAUGGCUGAGGCAUUUCGCCUCCUAUACCGCCAGCGCAUCGACCCCUCCCGCAAGGGCAGCACGGCGGAGUGCCUGGCCAACCCGGCCGUGCCCUGGUCUCAGGGCGUGGACAUCAACCGGGCACUCAAGCAGGUUCAGAUCCAGGGUCUGACUGGGAACAUUCAGUUUGACGACGGAGGGAGGAGGAUCAACUACUCCAUCGCGCUGAUGGAGCUCAGACCCAUUGGUCCGAAAAAGGUGGCAGUCUGGAGUGAACAGUCCCAGUUCCAGUUCAUCAGAGAGGCUGGCGCCGCUGGGGACAACUCCUCCCUGCUCGAGAACCGCACCAUCAUCAUCACCUCCAUCAUGGAGGCACCCUACGUGAUGUACCGCAAGAACCACGACACCUACCGGGGCAACGAGAGGUAUGAGGGCUACUGCGUGGACCUGGCCAUGGAGAUCGCUCGGCACCUCAACAUCAAGUACCACCUGGCCAUCGUGCCCGACGGCAAGUACGGAGCGCGUGACCAGGACAGCAACAUCUGGAACGGCAUGGUGGGCGAGCUGGUCUACGGGAGGGCGGAUAUUGCUGUGGCCCCGCUGACAAUCACGUUGGUGCGCGAGGAGGUCAUCGACUUCUCGAAGCCGUUCAUGAGCCUCGGCAUCUCCAUCAUGAUCAAGAAGCCGCAGAAGUCCAAGCCGGGCGUCUUCUCAUUCCUCGACCCGCUCGCCUACGAGAUAUGGAUGUGCAUCGUGUUCGCCUACAUCGGAGUCAGCGUGGUCCUCUUCCUGGUCAGCCGGUUCAGCCCCUACGAUUGGCAGAAGGCGGCAGAGGAGGGCGCCAAUGCGGCCGAGGCCAACCGCAUCAUGAGUGGUGGUGGCGGUGGUGGGGGCUCUGGUGGUGGUGGUGGUGGUGGGGUCCCAGGGGGUGCAGGAGGGGGACCCCCCCAGGGACCCCCCGUCCAAGUGUCCCCACCCUCUGGAGUGGCCCCCUCCUCAGAAACCCCCAAUGAGUUUAGCAUCUUCAACAGCCUCUGGUUCUCUUUGGGCGCCUUCAUGCAGCAGGGGUGCGAUAUAUCCCCCAGGUCCCUGCCGGGCCGCAUCGUGGGUGGCGUGUGGUGGUUCUUCACCCUCAUCAUCAUCUCGUCGUACACGGCCAACCUGGCCGCCUUCCUCACCGUCGAGCGCAUGGUGUCACCCAUCGAGAGCGCCGAGGACCUCGCCAAGCAGAUGGAGAUCGCCUACGGCACGCUCGACUCGGGCUCCACCAAGGAGUUCUUCAGGCGCUCCAAGCUGGCGGUCUUCGAGAAGAUGUGGUCGUACAUGAAGUCAGCGGAGCCCACGGUGUUCGUGAGGACGACGCCCGAGGGGGUGGCACGCGUGCGCAAGUCCAAGGGCAAGUACGCCUACCUGCUCGAGUCCACCAUGAACGAGUACAUCGAGCAGCGCAAACCCUGCGACACCAUGAAGGUCGGCGGGAACCUCGACUCCAAGGGCUACGGCAUCGCCACGCCCAAGGGCUCCGACCUCGGAAACGCGGUGAACUUGGCCGUGUUGAAGCUCAACGAGCAGGGCCUCCUGGACAAGCUGAAGAAUAAAUGGUGGUACGACAAGGGGGAGUGUGGGAGUGGUGGUGGUGACUCCAAGGACAAGACGAGUGCUCUGAGUCUGAGUAACGUGGCGGGAGUGUUCUACAUCCUGGUGGGAGGUCUGGGACUCGCCAUGCUUGUGGCGCUCGUCGAAUUCUGCUACAAGUCCCGGGCGGAGGCCAAGCGCAUGGGGAACACAUACCUGCUGUACGCCGACCCGCUGGGCACCAAGCCGCCGCCGCCCCCCCCGGCGUGCCUCCCCGUGGGUGAGAACGGUCGCCCCCCACGCCCCGACUUCUCCACGUCCGGGCUGGGGGGCCAGGGCCCUCACGCCGCCAUGCACGGCAUGGGGCCCCCCACGGGCAUGGCCAUCAAACAGAACCUCCCCUAGGGGCCCCCCACCACCACCGCCGCCCCGAACCCUGCAUUGUCACCUGGCCAGCUGUGGGGGCCCUGGAAGCUGAAUGCGAUAACCACGUGGGGUGCCCUGGAAGCUGAAUGCCAUAACCACGUGGGGUGCCCUAGAAGCUGAAUACGAUCACCACGAGGGGUACCCUGGAAGCUGAAUACCAUCACGACCUGGGGGCCCUGGAAGCUGAAAACCAUCACUAGGGGCCCUGGAAGCUGAAUACCAUCACCACGUGGGGGGCCGGGAACCUGAAUACCAUCACCACGUGGGGUGCCCUGGAAGCUGAAUACCAUCAUCACGUGGGGGCCCUGGAAGCUGAAUACCAUCACCACGUGGGGUGCCCUGGAAGCUGAAUACCAUCACCACGUGGGGUGCCCUGGAAGCUGAAUACCAUCACGACCUGGGGGCCCUGGAAGCUGAAUACCAUCACUACCUGGGGGGCCCCUGGAAGCUGAAUACCAUCACCACGCGCGGGGCCCUGGAAGCUGAAUACAUCACUACUUGGGGGCCCUGGAAGCUGAAUACCAUCACCACGUGGGGUGCCCUGGAAGCUGAAUACCAUCAUCACCUGGGGGGGGGGGGGGUGGACCCUGGAAGCUGAAUACCAUCACCACGUGGGGGCCCUGGAAGCUGAAUACCAUCACGACCUUGGGGCCAUGGAAGCUGAAUACCAUCACCACGUGGGGGCCCUGGAAGCUGAAUACCAUCACCACGUGUGGGGCCCUGGAAGCUGAAUACCAUCAGUACCUGGGGCCCCUGGAAGCUGAAUACCAUCACGACCUGGGGGCCCUGGAAGCUGAAUACCAUCACCACGUGGGGGCCCUGGAAGCUGAAUACCACCACUACCUGGGGGCCCUGGAAGCUGAAUACCAUCACCACGUGGGGCGCCCUGGAAGCUGAAUACCAUCACCACCUGGGGGCCCUGGAAGCGGAAUACCAUCACCACGUGGGGGCCCUGGAAGCUGAAUACCAUCACCACGUGUGGGGAGCCCUGGAAGCUGAAUACCAUCACCACCUGGGGGCCAGGAAGCUGAAUACCAUGACCACGUGGGGGCCCUGGAAGCUGAAUA